AUGUCCGUCUCCGGGAUGAAGAAGCAGCUCCACAAAGCCAGUCAGGUAACGGGGACCAACCGAACCGGGAUCAUCCGGAGAGUAUCCAGAAGGGUGGGAUUAAUGUCGGCUAAAUAUUCACUUCAGUCCGAGCUCAGAGUGUUUACUGCGACACGGGGCCUGCUGCACUCACCCACAACACCACUGUUAAUCCUGCAGACUGAUAUAAACCCGACACAUCUGGGGAAUUUAACCAUAACAGAGAGAAAUAAACCGGUUAUUUCUGCCUGAAUCAGACCUGAAUCCACCUGCAGACUGUCUAAUUAUAGCCUUUCUCUGUUGUUGACUGUUUUCGUGCUGCUUCUGUUCUCUGGUUACCACAGACAACUACAGUAACUAACCACUGCAGGACUAAAAAUAGUGUUUCAAAGGCUGCUGCUGCUGUUAUUUUUACUUAAACUGUUUUUAUUAGUAGGGGAGACCGGGGGCAGACAUUACAUUCUCAUGAUUUCCUCUAAAACUGAUGUUUUAAUGUGUACUACUUCUCAAACCCGUGGCUGUAUUUUCACUUAUAAGGAAGAGGCUGUUUUAUUUAAUAUAAAAAAGGAGGUCAGAGUGUUAUAAUAAUGGGCAUUGUUCAGAAUAUAGAAGAAUUUUGUGAUAUCAAACCAUUUUAUCGCAAAUGUAAGCAAGUACAUUUAGUUUGCUUAAGUAUGCGUAAUGAGGGUUUUUGUUAACAGUGAAGAGUCGGUUAUAUUCAGGUGUAGUUAAUCUAUUUUUGCCUACAGCUUAACAAUCAUUCCAGAUUUUAAUGAAUUACACCGAGGCAAAAGUUUAUUUCAAAAACUGAUUAAAAUCAGAACAGUCUCAAGCCAAAGUAAUAUGAAACAGUCCAAAACAGACACUUUAAAGCUCCUUACACACCGGGGCCGACACGAAUAUAGAACACGAAAUCAUGAAAUAUUCAGAGGCGAAUUUUGACGCGCCUGAGUAUACACAUUAAGCCCGACGUGAUUUUGUGACUUUCCGGGGGAAAAAAGACGCAUCCUGGGAAGACUUUUCCGGGGGAGAGUCCCGCCUCCUUCGCCUUUGGUGGCUAGAAAAGCUGGAAACUGACCUAUCAGAACCUAUUUUCAGAUGCCUGUUGGGCAACUUGAAGUUCUGCUGAAACAAUUAGCUCCAAGUUUGAAGAGGCAGAGUACUAGACACUAGACACGAGUAUUGAGAUGUCUGUCUGUCAUGAUAGCAUGUACUGAGUCGAGGCCAGUACCAGAUAAGCACAUGAAACUAUGCUAACAACGGUUAGCUUACGUUAGCACAGAUGAAAGUUCAAACAAAGACAUUUAUCAAACUGUUAAAGCUCACAAACCAUCGUCAGAUGAGAAAUCCGACGCUAUGACUCUCCAUAAGUCGUCCUUCAGGUUGUUAUCUUUGUAAUGUUUGUGUCUUUAUCAAAAAUCACUCUGUUCUCCGACACGUAAACAAUCAGCCGGUCGGCCAUGUUGGAUAUACCGAUGGAUCUGACGUCGCAACAACAUGCAAUCUGAUUGGUCAGAAGUGGACACACAGUAUGAGAAACUUUAGAAAAAUCAACCAUGAUCCGAAAAAAUUAAUGCCGCAAUAUCGCAGGACGGGAAAAGUCGCUGGUGUGAACACUUGUAUUGACAGGAUACGGGUUUGAAAAAAAUAUUGACGUCCGAAAUAAUCGCACGAAAAAAAAGAAAACGGUCCUGGUGUGAAAGGACCUUAAGUGUCAGCUGCCCCUGGUCUCCCCUACUACCCCACCCUUACAGCUGUAGCUCCAAUCUGACUACAAUCAGAUUUAUCAUUUUCUACCUGCAGCUGCUGAACGAGAGGCUGAUGGGGGCUGAAGGGACAAAGAUGGAAGAAGACUUCCUGAAGAUGGAGAAGGUAAAUCUCAAAUGAGUCUUUGUUCUCGUUGCUAUGAUAAAGAAACCUGCAUGUGUUCAGAGCUGACCGCCUCCUCUGUGUGUCUGUCAGAGCGUCAUGGUGAUAAACUCCAUGCUGAUCGAGCUGCUCUCCAAAAUCACCGAGUUCCUCCAACCAAACCCAGGUACUGAGGAGACCCGUAUUAACCUGCAGACACUGUUGGAUCAAAGUCGUUUACGCACACGUGUUUUUGUCUCUGCAGCCUACAGAGCCAAACUGAGCAUGCUCAACACCAUGUCCAGGAUCCGAGGGCAGGCCAGGUCGGUGGGUUAUCCGCAGACAGAGGGCAUGCUGGGAGAAUGUAUGUGCCAGUACGGACACGAGCUCGGGACAACUUCAGAUUUCGGUUUGACUUUGAUUUUCUUCAACAAGUUUCUUUGCUGCUAAACAGAAACCAGCGAGGACGAACGAAAUUUUGACUCUUUUUUCUAUGCUGCUCGCUCCUCCCUGCAGGUGGCGCUCUGUCCAGUGUGGGUGACGCUCUGCAGGAGGUCGCUCAGGCCAGGGACACUCUGGACGUCAAUGUCAAAGGCACCUUCAUCGACCCGCUGCAGGAGCUCCACAACACGGAGCUGAAGGAGAUCAGGGUGAGAAGGACGGUGACACUUCACUGUUACCGUGACUACGAGCGGGUUAACACAGGAAGUAACUCAGUCCAGAACAGAAUGGUCAUGUUUCAACAAACAUGCAGAAAAAACUCUUAAUACCUCACCAACGUUUCUCACGAUCUCACAGAAGAGUCUUAAAAUUCUCUCCAAGUGUCUCAGGAACCCGUGAAAGCUUCUCAAAUCCUGCAAUUGAAAGACCCGUUGAUUUUCUGCAAACAUUUUUGGAUUUUGUUUUUUUUUUUUUUUUUUACUUUUUCUUGACUGUUUUUAACUGUUUUUUUUAACCUGUAAUUUGACAGUUUUUUUACUGUUCUUUUUUAUUUCUUGACUGUUUUUUUUACGUUUUAUUUUUGACUGUUUUUUGACAGUUUUUUUGACCAUAUUUUAAACAAUUUUUUGUCAGUUUUUUAACCUGUUAUUUGACUGUGUUUGACAGUUUUGACAUUUUUUUACUGUUUUUUUUUUUUUUACCUUUUUUUGACAUUUAUUUUAUUUAACUGUUUUUUUGACAGUUUUUUAAAUGUUUUUUGUAUUUUUUUAAACUGUUUUUUGACUGUUUUUGGCUGUUUUUAAUGUGUUUUUGACAGUUUUUUCAAUGUUUUUUUGUAUUUUUUUUAACUGUUUUUGACAGUUUUUUGACUGUUUUUUGACCAUAUUUUAAACAAUUUUUUGUCAGUUUUUUAACCUGUUAUUUGACUGUGUUUGACAGUUUUGACUGUUUUUUUACUGUUUUUUUUUUUUUUUACCUUUUUUUGACAUUUAUUUUAUUUAACUGUUUUUUACAGUUUUUUAAAUGUUUUUUGUAUUUUUUUUAAACUGUUUUUUGACUGUUUUUGGCCGUUUUUAAUGUGUUUUUGACAGUUUUUUAAAUGUUGUUUGAACUGUUUUUGACAGUUUUUUGACUGUUUUUUGACCAUAUUUUAAAAAAUUUUUUGUCAAUUUAUUUAACUGGUUUUUUUUUUUGAUUUUUUUUAUCUGUUUUUUGACUGUUUUUUUAAUCUGUUAUUUGUCUGUUUUUGACAGUUUUGACAGGUUUUUUUUGACUGUUUUUUGGCCAUUUUUUAAAUGUUUUCUGACUCUUUUUUUUUUAAACAGUCAAAAACUGCAAACGUUUCUGAACUUGUUUUAGUUUUCUCAACAUCUUGCAUCAGUUUUUAAGAGUGGAGCAAACCAAAACGAGUGUCUAGUGCUUCACAAAAGUUUCUUUGGACAAAGAAACCCAAACAAGUUUUGCAGAAUCUCAUAAAUGUUUGCCAGGAGUUUUUAGAAGUUUCUUCAGGAUCUCAAAUCAUUUUUUCUUUGGACUCAAAAAUUUACUCAAAUUUCUCAGGGAGUUAAAAAGGACGUGAGAUUCUGCAGAAUAUCUGUGCAACAGUUUCCUAGAGUCCUGCAAAAUCUCUCAGGAUCUUGGAAGAGUGAGGAUGUGAAAACAGUUUUGUCGAGAAGAUUGUAGAAAUCUCCAGGGUCUUAAAAAAAAGUUUCUCAGGAUCAUUUAAAACUUUUUCAAGGAUCUUUGGAUAAUCGAUAUUCCUGUGGUUAUAAAACCGAGAACCUAAAGAGGAUACGUGUUUCUGUCUUCCUGCUCUCCCUUCUCAGUACCAGCUGAAGAAGCUGAACGGCCGCAGACUCGACUUUGACUACAAGAAGAGACGGAGAGGAAAAGUCCCGACGGAGGAGCUGCGACAGGCCUGGGACAAGUUCAGCUCCUCCAAAGAGCAGGCGGAGAGGAGCAUGUUCGUGCUGCUGCAGAGCGACGUCAGUCUGACUCUCAUUUUGAGAUUUUCUCGUCAUUUUACUUUGUUGUUGUUCAGUCUUACUAAAUUCUGCAGUGAAGUGUGAUCUAUGAAUCCUCUGAACGUUUACAGACAUAGGGCUCUAUUUUCGUGGCUCGCCGGCAGCGUGGCGCAGGCGAGGCACGUAAAUCGAGCCCCGAGUCAGAAUCAUCCGUUCAUCAGGGAUCAUGUCGCUGCUGGUUUACAGGUGUGUUCUGGUGUUUCGUCCUGCAGGUGGAUCAGCUCAAUCCUCUCUCAGCUCUUAUCUCUGAACUUUUGGACUUCCACCGCAAUGCUCACCGCACCUUGCUCAGUCUCCAUGGCAACCUGCAGGCAAGGUGAGGUUAACGCCUGUCAUGGUAUCAUGGUUCAAAGUCCGUAGAAAUGGAGUCUGAUUUCAGCUCGUAACUUUUGUACUUUUAUUUAAAAACAACCGUAUUAAUGGAGAUAAACGUGGUCCUGAAACUCUCAUUUGUAAUUUUUAAGCAGAUCCUGACGUUCACUAAAGUUUUCUUAUCUUUUCUGCUUACGUCAGUGCUGAUACCAGGAUGCAAAAUGACUGCAUGUUGUGUUUUCUUCUUUAAAAGACAUUAACGUUAAGAUUUAAGUGUAAUCCGCUUUGAUUCCAACCAUGAAAUGAUUAGUUGAACCUUUCUUUGAGUCUUUGAAUAUGAAAUGUUGAAAUAUUAAAGGUCAGAAUCCACCUUCUCUCUGCAGUUGAGAAAAGUCACCUGCUAAUGUGGGAUGCAGCGUGACCCGAUCAUCAUUCGCUUUAAUCCGAGUCGAACUUUGCAGAACAAACAUUGAAAGACUCGGAGCGAAGUGUGCAGCUGAUGUGAGCUCGCUGUGCCCACACUCUGAGUUCACUCCCACAGAGCUGGCUGCAGAUCCACAGAGGCUGAAAGUUGUUUGCAUGUGUUCGGCAGAUUGACGGCUGCGUCCAACAGACCGCAGCGGCGCUUCAGGCCCAAAAAGAUCCGAAUCCGAAGUGAGCACAACGGCAGCAUCGGGUUUUACCACCAGCCGUCCCAGGCCUCCACGGUUUCCUCAGGUCACUAUGAAAACGUGAACUUUAAUAACCUUUGAAUAAAAGACGGGAUCAUGUGAGACGUUUACCCGCCUCUGUUUUUUCCAGCAGAUGAGUUCACAGUGUUUUCGUCCAGACCCGGCAGCCCCAUCUCCUGUUACGGUGAGAGAAUCCAGACAUCGAAGAUCAAGAAUCAAGUUUUGACUGAAGAACUUUUAAGGAAGGUUUCCAGCUUUGAAGGACUCAGAGAAACAUCUCAGCUUUUUGCAGAAGAUGUGGUUCUGUUGGCUCCUUCAGGCUGGGACCUCCAGCAGUUACUGUGGUCUUUUGCUGAAGAACGGUGGAUUGCCCCUCCAAGUGGGGAGUGAGUUGAGGGAGUUUAGUUCUCGUGGGAUCUUGUUCAUGAGUGAGGCUAAAAUGGAUGUAAUGGUGAGUCUGCAGCAGUAGUAAAGGGUCCCCAGGUUCUCCAAGGAUCUUCCAAGAGAGUCAUAAGAUUCUGAUAAAGGGUUUUUCAAUCCUGCAGGAAUUUUUUCAGGAUCUAGAAAGAUAAUUUCGGGAAAUCAGUGAGUUUAGAUUCUGUUAAUUUGCAAAAGUUCCCUGAAAUGGUCAAAAAACAGUAAACAAACAGACAAAAAACAGUCUAAAUAUAGUCAAAAACAGUAAAAAAAACAGUCAAUAAACAUUAAAAAACAAUUAAAAAAACGGUCAAAAAAUGUUAAAAACAGUCUAAAAACAGUUUAAAAACAGUAAGAAAAACAGCCAAAAAACAGUCAAAAAAAGUACAAAAAUGAUCAAAAAAUAGCCAUAAACAGUAAAAAAAAAAAAAAAAAAGUUAAAGUCCAAAAACAGCAAAAAAGUUAAAAAACAGUUAAAAAACAAAAAAAAUGUCAAAAACAUAAAAAAAACAGUUUAAAAAACAGUAAGAAAACAAAAAACAGUCUAAAAAAGUAAAAAAAAAUGAUUAAAAAAAUAGUCAUAAACAGUAAAAAAAAAAAAAAGGUAAAAAAAGUCCAAAAACAUUAAAAAACAGUUACAAAACAAUAAAAAAAACUGUCAAACACAUACAAAAAAAGUUUAAAAAAAAAAACAGUAAGAAAACAGCCAAAAAAACAGUUUGGCUAGACCACCAGGUGGGAAAGGUUGAGGGGCAGAGAUUUUAAAGUUCUCAAACACCGUCUCCUCUCUCUCUCUCUCUCUCUCUCGCCCAGCUGACAGUAAGACGGUCCUGGAUCAGCCGUGCUGUCGAGCCCUGUACUCUUUCCACCCGAACCAGGAGGGCGAGCUGGACUUCAACGAGGGCGACAUCAUCAUCCUCACCAACCAGGUCGACGCCAACUGGUACGAGGGCGCGCUCGGCAGCCAAUCAGGACUGUUCCCCGUCAGCUACGUGGACGUGCUGGUGCCUCUGCCUUUACCGUAACACCCGUGAGAACGCAUCAAACUCCGGGCUGAAUGUCAGACAGAAAACACUGAGGAGGAUAUGCAACUUUACGGCUCCUUGUUUGCACUUUUCCACGAUCAGGAGGCGACUGUUGAGUGUGUUUGUCAGGAAAGGAAGGCCAUAGUUUCUACUGAAGAGCACUUUACUUUCUGAUCUCAUGUUUUCCUUUACAACACCAGCCGUUCAAGAAACUCAGUCAGAAAAACGACCUUUUCAGACCACCGUGUGUGUUUCCCUUUAAGACUUAAACCCUCUCCUCCUGCACAAACCUGCUCCUGCCUUUCACAUCGCUGCACAUUUCUAUUUAAGACUUUGACACACUUGAAUGAAGCCACCGAUGCAGUCAUUUAGAAAGUAGGAUCACAGCGUCGUUAUUACGUUUCCAUGGAGAUGGGAGUUUUCUCACCGUCCAAAAUAACUGCAGGUUUUAUUUUGACAUAGAGAGAAGCACUACAAUAUUUUAACGCUGUCGAGUUAAAUCACAGAUUCCUCCUAAAAAUGGCACAAAGCGGAUUAUAACGUCUCCAAACGUUGUGCGUCAGGAAGAAAAAUGACGACAUCUGCACAUUUUAGAUUUCAUGCCGGCACCGAAGUUCACAAAAAGUAGUACCUUAGUGAAUCUAGAAGACCAGAUUCCUGAGUCUAACCGUGAUAGAGGAUUUCAGCUGUUCAGGACCGCAUCAGUCCAGUCUCUCAGCAGGACUCUUCUCCUGUUUGGGAUCAGAUGAAGGUCUUUGUCUGGAUUGACGCAGAUGUUCCUCCUAAACCUGGAGAUAUUGUUUAAAACUGAGGAUGCAGCAUCUAUGAUUUCCAAUUCUAUGUUGAAAGGACAACUGGACUUAUUUAAGGCGAAAAGUCUCAAGUAAGUCCAGUUGUCCUUUCAAUGCUGUGAUUUCCACUCCAGAGUCCUGUCUGUUUUUAAAGGAAUAUUCUGGAGUAAAAUUAAUUUAGGGUCAAACCCACCGUAACACCGAGUUAGACCCCCCCUCCAGAGAUGAAUGUUGUCGACCGCUUACUUCUCUAGUUAUACCAACUUUAGUAACGACCGCAGGAUAGAAAUACAGAGAGCCACGCCCCCAACCAAAACGCCACUCUAUAGCCACAAAUAAUGCUCAGAACAGCACCUAACUUCAUCAACAGGACAUAUAGGGUCACAGCAACUCACCCACUCUCUUCCAGCAGCCGCUUGUUUGUGGCGAGACCUCAGACCAGUCCAUUAGGGACUACAGUGGGGUGUCACAGCUCAAGGAAGAACAUUUAUGAUCAUUUCUUUAUCAUUUCCUUGAAGUAAUAAUCUUCAUAUUAAUCAUUUUGCUCUGCAGACGCGGUAGUUCUUCUGAAAUGAUCAUAAAUGUUCUUCCUUGAGCUGCAUCCUAAAGUUGGUAUAACUAGAGAAGCAAGCGGUCGGCAACAUUCAUCUCUGGAGGGGGGUCUAACUCAGUGUUACGGUGGGUUUGACCCUAACUUAAUUUUACGCCGGAAUAUCCCUUUAAGAUCCUGAAGAUCAGGACCAUCCAGUCCUGGUUUUGGUCCUUGUCCCCCUUUAGUACAGAAGUUUCUCCAGAUCCUCUGAAUCUGUAGACGAUGAAAUCCACUCAGGAACUUUAUUCUCAAACUGUUGAACUGUUCGCUCACAGAGUCCUGAACCUCCUCCAUCUUUUCCUCUGUUUGGACUUUUCACAAAUGUCGCUGGCAUCCUUUUUUUUGUUAAUGUGAAUCUAGUCUUUAAAUUAUCUGCAAACCAUCAAAAUCUGUUUUUAAUCAACGUUUGAUGCAGCAUACCGACUCUUACGGAGCUGCGGUUGUAAAUAAGGAUUAAUAAUUAACGAGACAGAAUCAAAUAAAAGCUCUUAAGCUAAAUUAAGUGGUUAACACUGAUUUUAAUGUAAGUGUACAGAUUGUGUUUUUGUUUUAGACCUGAGGUAUCCAACAUCAUGUGGUAGUUUUCUUAGUUCCUUAAAGGAGUUCAACAAAUUAAGAAGGUUCAGAGAUUAGAGACUAUUUUACUCAAUCUAAUCCCAAUAAGAAAAAUGGAUUAAAAACUGAAGGAUCACAGAAAUGCACCGACAUGUUUAACGCACUUCUCUGUGAUAUUCGAUGUGGAGCUGAAACACAGACUUUAGAGAAAACAGCACAUUUAAAGAGCCCUGUUAGAGUCUCUGCAUGCUGAAGUGGAUUAGACACUACAUAGAGUUAAAAUAAUCAGAUCUACGGCACAUUUGAUCCGACAAACAUCACUGCUGGAGUCUAAGCGGGAGAACAGCCAAUCGAGGGUGUGCGCUAGGACACGCCAAACGCCUCCAUCCAUCCACCAGUGAGGGGAAUGACUAAGAGACUAAAUAAAACAGUGUUUCCUGACACGAACAGGAGCCCGAGUCGAAGCUGAAGGUUCGAUCAGUUAACGCCGACAGCUCUUUUCAGUGUGAGGCACGGAUUAUUCACAUGAUCGAGAGAUUAAUUUAACGACUACAACCAGUUUGAAUCGUUUACUUUCACUUCAUGGAAAUAACAGUCGUACUUGGUUCAAUAGGAGCCGGUUUAAUUGAUCGAUUUGAAAGAAUCUGACUGUAGAACCAGCUGAGUUAAACAGAGUUAGCAGGAUAUUAAAGGAGCAAUAACUGAAACAAAGCUCAGUGUCUUCAGAAGAUGCCUCAUCAUGGUUCUCUUAGGGCCUGUGUCCACUGAUCGCGUUUUAGAAGCUUGUAGCGCCCACAACCUCAUGUCAGUGCGCUUCCCAUACCUGCGGACUGUCGCUAGGAAACAGAAGUUAUCUCGUGGCGAAUACUUUCAUGAUCAGAAACUCAAGCUUUGGAAAUGUUCUAGUACAGAAGAAGGCGAACUGUUGAGGGGAAUUUCAUAUGAAGACACAGGUGGUGUACAGCAGGUUUAUCUUGACUUUAAACCUCUGCAGUGUUUUUGACAUCAAAUAUCUUCAUUUUCAACAAUUUUGAAGCCCGAAGACUAGAGCUGCAGCUAUCAAAUAUUUUAGUAAUCAAGUAUUCUACCGAAUGUUCUACCGAUUACUCGAGUAAUUGGACCCAAACGUCAGACUCACAUAAAGUUAGAUUUUCUUUAGCCCCGCAAUGAAGGCCAGACUCUGAGAAAUAGAGGACGAUCACGGAACAAGCGUGUGCGUUAGCGGACUACAAUGCUCGUAAAAAAGCUUAUUAUGAUAUUAACUUUAAUCAUGUCCCUGAAGACAUUCGUGUCCGAGAGCUGGAUAACUCCGAUGUUACCGGUUUCUGCUACGACACCAGCGAUGUUAGGCUACAAGCUAGUGUGAAGAGAAGUGUGCAGAGUUGCUCGGUCGGCAACACUGCGAGAAAAGUCUCAUCAUUUAUUUUUACACUCCGUAAAACCUAAACAGCGCUAACUCCUCCGUCUACCGUGGUGACGUAAGCGCGUUGUGUCACCUUCAAAAGAAUCCGUGCGAAACAGGAAACAGUGACGAUUUGAGCUUAUAAAGGAGAACUGGAGGCAGAGAAAAUUCUUCGAUCAUUAUUUGUUGUCGAGGUAUUCGAGGAAUCGUUUCAGCCCUACUGAAGACCACCUUGUGAGACACCAGAAUCAUUUCCGGGUGGAGCUGAGGCGCGUACAGAAACAACCUGCAGGGGACUGAUUUCACACCCUGUCCACCUGUUAACAUGGAGGAGGCGAGCUUUCACGACCUAUACUACAGCCAGUCACCAGGGGGAGCUCUAGAUCCUUUGGUUUGACAGUCAGUGAAGACCUGUGGCAUCCAAUUAGAUUUUAGAUCUUUGAAUUUCCCCCCUUGCUGUUUAUGUUCGUUAAAGCGAGGCGAGCAGGCCCAAUAUUUAUGCUAAAUAAGCUCCUGAAACGGUCAGUUUUGUUCUUUUUUAAACUGGUAACUCCUGGUUAAACUGCUGUAGUUCAUGUCAAACGACUGAAUACUGAUACUGUGUGGAGGCAGUACUGUUCAAGCUUCACUUCAGCUCUUCUGUUGAUGAUCCUGCUCUAUUUGUAGAAGAAUUUAGUCCAGGUGAAUGUAGAAAAACAGCAUGAUUUGUCUGUCUGGUUGCCAAACGUAGAAUUAAUCUCUCUGAUUCUGGACGUCUGAAGUUUUAUCCCUCCAACAGGUGCAUAUUGAUCUUUUAAGUUACUGUAUAUUUUGAUGUUUUUUCAGAUCUUGGAUCUCUAGUUUAGUUGAUGUCAGCGUUGACCAAAAACCUUGUCGUUUUCGAGGUAUUAAAGGAGCUCUGUUAUGUAAUCAGCUUUGAGGGGAAUUAUGGGAUUUCCCUCAAAAUCCAGCAAAUGCAGAAACCGUUUCCGCCGAGUGACUGACUCUGCUGUAAAGACUGUAAAUCUAUGAAUGUCAUUUGAUAUUCUAACUUUUUAGUUUUUAAACCAUCGGAUGCUGAAGUCUGUUAAUCCUCUGAACACACUGAUGUUUGCUGUAAAACAACAAAAUUCACUGGAAAUGUAUUUCUGCAAUAAAUCUGCGGUGAAUGUGUUCAGGUCUGGUUCCUGUUUUCUCUCUUUAGUGAACGCUCACGAAUCACAUUUUGAGUAUUUUUGUUUUUUUUGUUAGAUGGAUGCAUUUAAGACAAAUCUCAGCACGAUGGUUUUAAUAAUAGCCUACUUAAAGCUUCAUUCACUCAGAUUUAUCUAUUGACUGAUUGUGUUUUAUUUUAUUUGUAAAGGGACAAUGCUCACGAUUUUAUUUAAUUGUUUCCAUUGAAGCUCUAGGCUGAUGAUACAACUUCACCAAAACAAUAAGUUUCUAUUUUGGCUUUUUGUCUCUUUACAUGAACACGGUACAACACAAAUCAGCGGUAAGUAGACUGUUCAGAAGUAACUGUUUAAUGGGGUCAAAAAUACUCACGUUAAUGUAGGCAGUAAGAAUUUUGGAUGCUACUGUAAGAUGAUGAACAUUUACCUCAGUAGUUAACAAAUACAGUCAAGAUAACUGUGAGUGUAUUUAAUGAAUAUUUGUUUGUUUGUUUAUUUGUAUUUUUGCCAAAAACAAAUAAUUAAAAAAGAUUUUUUCGCUCAGUAACGCUGUAACAUUGUGACAUUGUAGUUCCCACCUUCCUCCAGCAGAGUGCGCAAUCACAUUAGGCCCUCACUGGCCCAACUUCCGCCUGCGGCUUUAAGCGUUCACCGGAAGUCCGCUCGUCCUCUUCUGCCAGGCCGAUCCAACAUGGUGGGUAUUUUUUUUCACGUCUACUGCGGCUAUCUGAACUAAUCCUGCCGUUCUAACAGCUUAAAUCCACCACUUUUAUCAGCAACAGAAACCGGAGUGUUUAUUUGUCACAGUCAGCCUGAUAUUAUCGAUCGAUCGCACAGUCGGAGUGAUAUAUUUACUGGAUUGUGGCGGAGAGGUGAUGCUAGCGGAGUGAAGUCGAGAAUCGGUUUGACUGAGCCUCGCUUUUCAUUCAGGUCUUACAGUUUGACUGCAAACAGCGUCGAUGUUGUGUUCUGUAGAUUUGGACUGUUAAAAUGAUGUUAAAGUGUAUAAAUGUGUUUUUGGAGCAGUUAGCUGUGGUGGUGGAGGCUAAGCCGGUAGCUAUAAACGGUCUGCAGCUCCUCUUCGUCCUCGUCCACCUCCGGGGGUUUAAACCUCAUUUCUUUAGGAGCUGCAGGAGUUAAAUAAGGUUAUAUGUUUCUCCAGCGGUACUGUGCAGUUUUAGGGACAUGAAUCAGUUUAGUUUAUUAUACUUUAGGGUUUAGUGAAAGGUGGUUUUAAUGCAGAUCCUCCAUCAGAUGAGGACAUUCAUUGAGAACACUAAACGUAAAUCUAACCUGAUAAAAAUCCACCUUUGAAUUUGAUUUAAUCUGUGAAAAGGCUGAUUUGACACUGAAGAGUUUGCCUGUGAUCACUUAGUGUCCAAAUAUGAAAUCUGUUUUUUGUCUUGGUGAUGAAAUCUUAGAAAUGUUGAUUAAAAUAAAGGAUUAAUUUAGAACCCUUUUACGGUGAAAUCAGGAUGAUUGGCUGUACAGGUGUGUCCCAGUAAACUAAACCUAUUCUUGGAGGGCUGUCCUGUGUUUUAUUGGUGACAGGUAGGGCUGGGUGAUAUGGGAAAGUCUACCACGAUAUAUUUUUUUCACAUCAGUUGAAAUCGACAAAUAUCACAGGGCUCGACAGUGCGACCGUUUCACUCAUACUUGCGACUAAAAAUCGAUGUGUGUGAAUUGUAAAAUGUAUUUAGGGUCACAUGUGCGCUUAAAGAAAAUCAGACGAGGUAACAAAUGUUAUUUCACGUAAACACGGCGGUGAAGUUAGUUUAAGGUUGGAUAUUCGAUGAAUUCACUGUGGAUCUACCGGUAACGGCAACAGCUUUUCUCCCAAUUCAAUUAUGGUUUUUUGGAUGCCGAUUCAAUUUAAAUUGCGAUUCUACGAUAUCGUCGAUAUUUAGUCUGUAUUUUUAACUCCAGUGAAACAGUUGAAUGAUUAUGAUUGUCUAUUGACUAAUCCAGGAAUCAGAAGUAUUCAUUUUAAAACAAAAUUCUGAUUUAGUGAGCCGCACUUUUCAGAGUCAGACCCGGUUCUGUUGGAACUGAAUGCAUAAACCUAAACCGAAGCUGUGAUUGGUUGUUCUGUCUGCAGGGACGAGUCAGGACUAAGACGGUGAAAAAGGCCGCCAGGGUCAUCAUCGAGAAAUACUACACCCGGCUGGGCAGUGACUUCCACACCAACAAGAGGGUGUGCGAGGAGAUCGCCAUCAUCCCCAGCAAGAAGCUCCGCAACAAGAUCGCCGGGUGAGUGUUUUGGUCAUCAGCUGACUCGUGUCUGCUGUCCUGUAUCGAAAGUGAUCAUGGCGUCCUCAUCGUCAGGUCAUUGAUAGUACAGGAAGAUCGACCUGCGAGCCUUUCCCGUGUUUGAAGGAUGAUUGGUUCCUGUCAGACCCUGAUGCUCUCAGACAUUCACAGUUGGGCAGUACUGGACUUUACUCUUCUGGAUUUUUGAUGCAGUUUUUGUUCUUCAUCAUGUUUGUGGACUUUAGAGUAAUCAGGACCUAGGACCCCUUCACCCUCAUUAGACUUUAAAGAAGCUAACGAGGGUUGGAGGUCUCUGUGCUCCACUUGUUAAACACUCAGAGUCCCAUUAGGGAACGGUUGAUCCGCUACAGUCAGGUGUUAUUAAAGCAGGUAGAGACUGUGUGUUAUAUCAGCCUGUGUGUAGAAGCACGGACACAUCAGACAGAUGAGGUUCUGGAACUUUCCCCAGGAACCAUAGACCUGUUUGAGGAACUGUUUCGACUGCAGGAACCAGGGUUCAGGUUCAAAGAUCUAGUCCUCAAAGUCCCAGUUCAGUGUGUGGUCCUUUUUUUAUGGCUCAUGGAGUUAUGUACAGUGGCCAAAAACCAUAUAAACCAUAUAAAAAAAGAAACGGUGCAGAUAAAAAAAUUUUCAAAAGCCACAACGGAAGUAAAUGAUGCAAAAAAAGUGGCGAUGGCAAAAAAAAAGUUACUACGAAAAUAAAAGGAUGCAAAUAAAAAAAGGCAAAACAGAAGCGAGCUACUGGGGACCAAUAAUGAUGAUGCACCGGCGUUUUACAAUCUUGACACAGAAGACGACGGUGAGAAGACGAGCAAAGAAGUGAGCGGAAAGGUUAUUGAUUAAUUUCACUUUGUAAACUUUUCAAUGUGUCAUUUGGUUAGACCAUCCAUCACCUGAGUGGAUAUGAAGUUGAACUAAAACGAACACUACACUGAUAUCCUCCAGUAUAACUUCAUAUGGACUCAGGCUCUUCAUGGUCUAACCACAUGACACAUAAAAAAGUUAAUGAAGUGAAAUUAAUCAAUAACCUUUCCGCUUACUUCUUCACUCGUCUUCUCGCCGUCGUCUUCUGUGUCUGGAUCGUAAAACACCUGUGCAUCAUCAUUAUCAGCUCACUUCUGUUGUGACUUUUUUUGUUUGCAUCCUUUUUAUUUUUGCAGUAACUUUUUUUUUUUUUUUUUGAAUUGACACUUUUUUUUACGUUGUUAACUUCCUUUGUGGCUUUUUAAAAUUUAUCCACACCAUUUUUUUUAUUUCAGUUUUUUUGUUUGUUUUGUUUUUGUUUUUUGCAGCAGUAACUUCCGUUGUGGCUUCUUUUUAUUUUUGCUUUCUUUUUUAUUUGCAGUGGUGGUUCUCAGCCACCGUAGUUAUGGAGACAGAGUGUGGUAGUUUUAUGUACAUUAGAAAAGCAGGUGGUUAAUUUACUGCUUAAAUACUGUUUACAAACACAGGAGAGGGGAGAUUCAAGAUUAUCGUGAGUUACUGACUCAAAAAAAACCCGACAGCAUGACCAACUGUUUUUCUGAACAUGAACAAACUCUGAAAAAACAACCAAGUGUUUCCAUUUCUUUCUCCGUCACGCUCAAACAGGCGACUGUUGUCUGGCGCCGGCUGCUGUCUGACUGUUGCUGCUUCGGCUUUCUUCCUUUUUUUUUUUUGUUCUUUAAAUGUCGUAUUAAACUCGCCGUGUUGAAGCUUUUUAGCUCGAGGUUUUUGUUUUACGUUGUCUGUGUGGCAGGACGCGAACUCUUCGUCACUCUCACAGACCGUAUAGAAGUCUCUCACGGCAGACAUGUUUGUUUGGGUUUGCCGCCGUCUCUCGGCUCUCAGGCUGAGUUCUUUGUGUGUUUGGCGUCUCUGAUGUUGUGUUUGCCGUCUCUGCAGGUAUGUGACGCAUCUGAUGAAGAGGAUCCAGAGAGGUCCCGUCAGAGGCAUCUCCAUCAAACUGCAGGAGGAGGAGAGAGAGAGGAGGGAUAACUACGUACCAGAGGUCAGUGAACGCACCACGGCAUGAUCGCCUUUCCUCCAUGGUUUUGACUUUUCUGCAUCUUGACGUGUCCUGUAUCGAAAGUGAUCAUGGCGUCCUGGUCGUCAGGUCAUUGAUAGUACAGGAAGAUCAAACCUGAGAGCCUUUCCCGUGUUUGAAGGAUCACCUGUUUCUAUCAGACCCUGAUGCUCUCAGACAAACUCUUAUCCCAUCUUUAGAAGAAUUUUAGAGAGUUUGAAAGUGUGCGAACAGAAUAAAUGAGUGAUGCCCUCAGAAAUAGUUGACAGACGACGGUUUAAAGUCGGCUGCCAUGAUGAGACGCCUCAUCCUGACCUCAUCUGUGUGUUUGUGUACCUGUGCAGGUGUCCGCUCUGGACCAGGAGCUGAUUGAAGUUGAUCCCGACACCAAGGAGAUGCUGAAGCUGCUGGUGAGUCUGAAAUCAUCUUAACUCUCUGAGCUCCAAACUGGACCGUUAGAACCAGGCGGCAAAUAUCCAAACUCAGAUGAGUCACAGUGCUCGCCAUUCCAGUCCGCCACAAGCUCGGGUUCAAGAAAUCUGCGCCAUGUCGGUUUAACCGACGACCCUGAAUAAACGCAGAGAAACGUUAAAACAACGGCACUGAAAUAAAAACAACAGGACUCUCUAGAAGCAUAAAAACACAGUGGUAACUUCUAUAGUUAUACAUCUACAUUUUCAGAAAACAUCUAAACUCCUCCUCCUCCUCCUCCUCCUCUUCUUCUGUGGCUCCUGAUCAGAGUCGUCACCUCCUCAUCACAGCAGCAGAAAAAGACUCAGAGGAGACGAAAAGUGACGCUCAGAGAUUGUCACUUACUACGAUUACACGACACUCGAGAAAAACGAAUUAUCGCUUUAUUCCGAUUAAGACCGGACAACUGAAGUUCAUGUAAACACCUUAGUCUGACUCCAGAGUUUGAGAACUCCAAUUAAGACACCCAGAAAAUGAAUUUGAUUUUUCUCUACCAUGUAACCAGCGUAGUCGGAGUAUGAUCGGACAAUGCAUGUACGUGUGAGCCACGCCCCCGUAACCCUGGAACAAAACCCCCAGAGUAGAGGAGUAGCGUUGGUCUCAUCUUUAGAAAAAGUAGCGCGUUCAUCAUGUCGGACAAAAACAACGCUGUACGAUGCUCCAUCUUCUUGUUUCUCCAAAAUGCCCAGCAGCAGUUGUAGACACUUCUGACGUCUGACACCGACCUGCUGUUGUUGUUGACGGUUGGAUGGGGUCGGAAACAGUGCCGCUGAAAAGACCCAUAUCGCCCCCUAGUGUUGGGGAGGAGGACACGUUCACGUCAAUGAUUCAGUUUUCUCAGCUACAUGUAAACGAGGACGAGGAGAGAAGUCUGAUUCAGAGAAAAAAAAAACAGAUUAUAAUCUUAGAUUAAACUGUGACUGUAAACGAACUGCGUGAUGAUAUAAAUCAGCAGUUGAAGGAUCUGAAACUCUCCUGAGAGCCACAGAAGCUUUGACCCUCCAGCUGUUUGGAUUUAACAGAAGUUAAGAUGUAGUUAUUGGUUUUAAACGGUGUAAGUACUUGAAUCAUCACGUGCCUUAAACUUCAGAGAUAAUAUUCAGAGUGAUUUGUUCUCGUUGUAGCUGCGCGGGUUUUCAUCCCUGUAUCGAAAGUGAUCAUGGCGUCCUGGUCGUCAGGUCAUUGAUAGUACAGGAAGAUCAAACCUGAGAGCCUUUCCCGUGUUUGAAGGAUCCUCCGUUCCUAUCAGACCCUGAUGCUCUCACACAGUUUGAACCUCUCUGUCUAAAAUCAGCUGUUUUGACUCUGUGGUUUGGUGCAGAGGUCUCACCCUGCUUCUCUUUCUGUCUCUCAGGACUUCGGCAGCCUGUCCAACCUGCAGGUCACCCAACCAACCGUCGGCAUGAACUUCAAGCAGCCCCGAGGAGUCUAA
Messenger RNA from Xyrichtys novacula (pearly razorfish), 17426 nucleotides. Lineage: Eukaryota; Metazoa; Chordata; Actinopteri; Labriformes; Labridae. The record is from the annotation of a GenBank genome assembly.